AUGUCUAACCAUAAUCAAGUAUUAAGAAGAUCAUUAAACGAUGCUGUGACGACUUCAAAUCGUGUUGCUGCUGGAACAGGCAGUGUAGGAUCAGCUUCGAAUCAACUUAAUUAUCCUCGUGGAAUAUUUGUCGAUGUCAAUUUGGAUUUAUAUGUGGCAGAUGGUUUUAAUAAUCGUGUUCAGUUGUUCCAGUCGGGAGAAUCAAAUGGUACCACAGUAGCUGGUGAUACAUCACUAAAUCCAACAAUUACACUUUUUCGGCCAUGUGGAAUUAUAUUAGAUGCUGAGAAAUAUUUAUUCAUUGCGGAUUAUGGCAAUAAUCGCAUUGUUGGUUCAAGCUUGAAUGGUUUUCGAUGUUUAGUUGGAUGUUAUGAAAGAGGUUCACAAUCCAAUCAAUUGGAUAGUCCAUAUACUGUUAGUUUCGAUCGUUCGGGAAACAUGUUUGUUACUGAUAUAGGAAAUCAUCGAAUUCAGAAAUUUUUACUGAUGCAAGAUUCUUUUGUUCUUUCAUAUAAUCAACCAAAAUUUUGUUCAACAGCCGUUCGGAAUUUCAACGGAAUUACCAUUGCUAAUCAAUCGAUUGUUGGUGAAUAUCCUAGCGCCAUUUUUGUGAGCACAAACAACACAAUCUAUGUUGCCAGUCGACAAAAUAACACAAUUGUAAUUUGGCAUGAAGAGAGUGUCAAUCCAACAAAGAUCAUUUCUGGCAAUUUUACAAGACCGUCGUCUCUUUUCGUAACAUCGAAUGGUAAUAUUUAUAUUGAUGAUGGUGAGGAGAAUGGCCGAGUACAGAAAUGGAUACCGAAAACAAACAUCUUUGUCACCGUGAUGAAUGUCAACUCAUCAUGUUAUGGUUUGUUUAUCGAUAUCAAUGAUACUCUUUAUUGUUCAAUGUCUAACCAUCAUCAAGUUGUGAAAAGAUCAUUAAAUGAUUCUAUGAUGACUUCAAAUCGUGUUGCUGCUGGAACAGGCAGUGUAGGAUCAGCUUCGAAUCAACUUAAUUAUCCUCGUGGAAUAUUUGUCAAUGUCAAUUUGGAUUUAUAUGUGGCGGAUUGUGGAAAUGAUCGAAUUCAGCUGUUCCCGUCAGGUGAAUCAAAUGGUAUCACAGUAGCCGGGCAAUAUUUAAUACCAGAUCUAACGGUUGAACUUCGUUGUCCAACUGGAAUCAUAUUAGAUGCUGAGAAAUAUUUAUUCAUUGCAGAUCAGAAUAAUCAUCGCAUUGUGGGCUCAGACUUGAAUGGUUUUCGAUGUUUAGUUGGAUGUUAUGAAAGAGGUUCACAAUCCAAUCAAUUAAAUCAUCCAUCUAGUUUGAGUUUCGAUCGUUCUGGAAACAUGUUUGUUACUGAUGGAGAAAAUCAUCGAAUUCAAAAAUUUCAAUAUUUCGAAGAAUCAUGUAGUAAGUUUAAAAUGAUCGAAUAA
Messenger RNA from Adineta steineri, 1419 nucleotides. NCBI's taxonomy places the organism in Eukaryota, Metazoa, Rotifera, Eurotatoria, Adinetida, Adinetidae. The record is from the annotation of a GenBank genome assembly.